Messenger RNA from Ostreococcus tauri, 987 nucleotides. Its product is annotated as unnamed product. Bases 1 to 987 code for a protein of 328 amino acids. The transcript has a single exon. NCBI's taxonomy places the organism in Eukaryota, Viridiplantae, Chlorophyta, Mamiellophyceae, Mamiellales, Bathycoccaceae. The record is from RefSeq and is a predicted model, not a curated record.
AUGCCGCUCCCGCCGCGCGCGAUCGCCGCGCGCGGUGUCGCCGAUUGGUUCCACUUCCACGGGCGCGCGCGCGGUCGGGGCGCGAACGAAGGGUCCGGAACGCGCGGUGGGCACGAUUGGCGCGCGCGACGAGGGAAUCUUCGUCGAGCGCGCGCGCGUCGAGGAGACGGGACGCGAACGAAGAGCGAGGGCGCGAAUGGGUCGAGUCGGUCGUCGUCCUCGAGCGAUGGUGGGUCGAAGAAGCUCGGAGGGGACGGUGGGUUCGGUGGUCUGUGGGACAAGGCGAAGGCGCUCACGAAGAACGUCACGGAGAAAGGGGCGGAGUGGGCGACGACGACGCAGAACGCGGUGACGAAACAGGUGAACGAAAAGGUGAAAUUAAUGCAGCCGCAGAUGGAGGUGGCGGUGGAUUACUUCGGACCGACGACGAGACAAUUGAAGGAGCUGACGAAGCCGUUGGUGGAACCGGUGCGGAAGGAGUGGAUGAACUUAAAGCCGGAGACGCGCAGGGUGAUGAAGGGCGGAUUCUGGGGCGCACUCUUCGGUAAUAUCGUCCUAGGUUGGCCCGCCCGUGCCGAGCGCAAACAGUUGAGGAGGAAGAUUGAGGCCAUGCAGCUCGAGCGAACGAAGAUGCUCGUCGACGACUUUUCGCUUGAGCGGGAAGUCUUAGCACUCAACGCGGAAAACAGACGGCUCGAAAAGCGAACGCUUCGAGCAGAGAUGGCGCUCAACGCGAUUAAGCGUCGACUGGGUGAGUACGUCGUGGCACCGAAGGAUGAGUCGAAUUAUUCGGAUCCGAACCUGUCAGGAAUCCUUCCAGGCGCUCCGUGGGCCAAUGACUUGCUCGACUCCGUGGGCCAACGCAUCAACAACCUGCCUGAGGCGCAAGCGAAGAAAGCUCAUGGCGCGAAAACGACCGACGUCCCGGCUCCAAAGAAGGCCAAUCCGGUGACGAGCUCGGUGGCGAGCCGCGGACCAGAUGAAUGA